AUGGGCAGUAGGAAUAACACAAAUGUGCCUGAUUUCAUCCUUAUGCGAUUGACAGACUCUGAAGAGAUCCAGCGGGUCUUCUUUAUGUUAUUUCUUCUCAUAUACCUGAUUACGGUUUUGGAGAAUGCAGGGAUGAUACUGAUAAUUUGCCUGGAUCCUCAGCUUCACACCCCCAUGUAUUUUUUCCUCAGUCACUUGUCAUUCCUUGACCUUAGCUACUCAACAGUUAUCACACCUAAAACCUUAGAGAACUUACUGACUUCCAAAAAGUAUGUUUCAUUCAUGAGCUGCUUCACCCAGAUGUAUUUUUCUGUCUUCCUGGGUUUCACUGAUUUUUUCCUUCUCUCUUCAAUGGCUUAUGACCAUUAUGUAGCUAUCUGCAAUCCUUUACACUACCCAGUCAUUAUGUCCGUGACACUCUGCUGCAUCCUCAUCACUGGGUCCUAUUUGAUUGCCUUUACUGAAUCAUCAGUCAAUAUUGUUUACAUGAACAGUUGGCAUUUCUGCAGCUCCAAUGUAAUCUAUCACUUCUUCUGUGACAUAACCCCAAUUUUAGCCCUGUCCUGCACUGACACUCAUGACACUGAAAUCAUGAUAGUCAUUCUUGGCAGCAUAACUGCAAUGGUAUCUCUCAUUACAAUCUCUGUGUCUUAUGGGUCCAUUCUGUCUACUAUCCUGAAAACUAUUUCCACUUCAGGAAAGCACAAAGCCUUCUCUACUUGUGCCUCCCACCUCCUUGGAGUCACCAUCUUUUACAGCUCUGCAACUUUUACUUAUUUAAAACCAAAGCUGUCCUACUCCUUGGGAAGGGAUCAAGUGGCCUCUGUGUUUUAUACUAUGGUGGUCCUCAUGCUGAAUCCAUUAAUUUAUAGUCUUAGGAACAGAGAAGUGAAAAAUGCUCUCAUUAGGUUCAUGCAGAAGAGAGAGGGCUCUAGGCAACUUAAAUGA
Molecule: messenger RNA, 948 nt
Organism: Choloepus didactylus (southern two-toed sloth)
Lineage: Eukaryota; Metazoa; Chordata; Mammalia; Pilosa; Megalonychidae
Product: olfactory receptor 8H1-like
Exons: 1
Coding region: 1-948 (315 amino acids)
Biological process (GO): G protein-coupled receptor signaling pathway; sensory perception of smell
Cellular component (GO): membrane
Molecular function (GO): olfactory receptor activity; G protein-coupled receptor activity; odorant binding
Source: RefSeq, a predicted model, not a curated record